Puccinia triticina is the source of this 1062-nucleotide messenger RNA. RefSeq lists its product as uncharacterized. The record is from RefSeq and is a predicted model, not a curated record. The transcript is spliced from 5 exons. The coding region runs from base 1 to 1062 and encodes 353 amino acids. Lineage: Eukaryota; Fungi; Basidiomycota; Pucciniomycetes; Pucciniales; Pucciniaceae.
AUGGAGCACCAACCAGGUCACCCGCUCAGGAAUCUCGUGGAUAGGACAUGCGCCCCCUCGAAGGCACCCCAGAACAUCGCUAUCCUGUCGCCUUGGGUCCAACUGUCAUUUGUCUUCCAUCUUGCUAUUUCUCAGCUUGAAAGGCACAUUGAUGAGACUCCGAACUGUGUUGUAACAGUGAUUGGCUCAUCGCAAGCAGUUUUCCAGAAAAUGCUGAUCGAAGAAAAUGAUGGGUUCUUGAUGCGAGGCUCGUCAAGCGACGCUCUGGCGAAGCUCUUGGGACGCAUCGAAUUCCGCUUUUGCUCGGAUUUAGCUCAACUUCUGUCUCUCUUGUGCGACUUGGGUCAUCCAACCGCCGGGACAUCAGCUCCCAGCCAUGAAGACCUGGGAGCGAGCUGUCCCCGGAUUGCCCUGAUAAUUGCAGAUCUCACCAGUUACUUGAUCGCCAUGCCCACACCAACCCUGUCAGAUCUAACGCGUUUGCUGGGGUUCAUCAGUUCUACCCAAUCACAAAUCGCGUCCAUCUCUCGGACCAAGCAUCCUCCACCUGUGUACAUACUAGAUCGAAUCGAACCCACUGAAAAAUGGCGAUUGUCCCCUACCACCGAUCCAGAAGAUGUGAGGAGCAUCCUCGAAGUAUUCCAGCAUUUCUUUCAUCAUACUUGGAAUAUCGAACGUCUGGAAUCUGACAAGCGCACCUCGAAUAACACUGAGAGGUACCGGAUGUAUUCCAGUUCGGCUUCAAAUUCGCCCCAAGCCCAGAUUGUUUAUGAGGUGCUCGAGGAAGAGGAACCGGACGAGUAUCCAGCCAAUCCAGCCGGUGUACUCCGGAAAACUGUAACUAUCGAUAAAGUGCUGGGCACGGCCCACAAGCGCUCCCGAUCCCAGCUACUCGGUCCGUUCGCCGGACCCCAGAAAAAGCUCGGCAAUGGCGCGCGCAGUGUCCGCAAGGGCCCCAACGCCGGGAGAGACGAUGAUCGCACUGAAGAUACGCUGCUGCCCCCACGACAUAGCUUCAUGAAUAGCGCAGAAGAAUGCAGGCUUCACUUGAUUGGAUUGUAG